AUGGAACGCGAGCUUCAACAAUUGUCAUCCAGUAGAUCUUUUUUGUCUGAAUCUUCAUUGCUUGUGCAUACCCCUCAUGAAAACGAAGAACUAGUUACAGUUACAGGUCCCGGUUCACAUUAUGCACUGGUGAGGCUGCUGAUUGAUUUGACAGCAUCUGGUGACCUUGAUCUCUACGACAAGUUAACUUUUUCAUGUCCUUUAAAAGUAUUUAAGGAGGUGCAGGAAGAACAUCAUACAAGCAUUUACAAGGAGCUGUUGUAUCUAUUCAGACUAGGCUUAGAGCAAUGGCUGCACAAGAUGAGUUCAGAAGAAGAAGAAGAUGGAGCAACGCUGAAACUAUAG
Molecule: messenger RNA, 345 nt
Organism: Lactuca saligna
Lineage: Eukaryota; Viridiplantae; Streptophyta; Magnoliopsida; Asterales; Asteraceae
Source: the annotation of a GenBank genome assembly